Molecule: messenger RNA, 998 nt
Organism: Brassica rapa (field mustard)
Lineage: Eukaryota; Viridiplantae; Streptophyta; Magnoliopsida; Brassicales; Brassicaceae
Product: high-affinity nitrate transporter 3.2
Biological process (GO): nitrate transmembrane transport; response to nitrate
Cellular component (GO): plasma membrane
Molecular function (GO): nitrate transmembrane transporter activity
Source: RefSeq, a predicted model, not a curated record
AGAACUGUUGAAAUUUAUCCCUUACAAUGUUAUCUCAAACGAACUAUUGACUUUUCGCAUUAAUCGUAUGAUGGUGACGAUAAUUUUCAACGAUUGAAAAAACACUAAGACUCUUUAAAUGCUUAUGAUCACACGAUAAUUACAAUCUCAAGUGUUCAUUAAAACAUAUAUUUCUCUUUCUAGAAAAUUCAGAUUCAACGAUGGCCAUCCAAGUUUUCCUCUUUGUUUCAUUUCUUAUCUUCUCAUCAUCGAUAGAGUCGAACCAUGGAGCUACCGAAGUUAGUCUCUUCACCAACCUUGAAAAUUCACUCGAGGUCACCGCUAAACCAUUAAGAGACGGUGUAGUAGUUUUGGAAGCUGGAAAAGAUAUGGUGAGAAUUACAUGGAUGCUGAAGUCAUCGGGCAAAGUCGAUGGCGAUACUGCCUUCAAGACCGUCGAAGUGAAGCUUUGUUAUGCACCGAUCAGCCAAGUUGACAGACCGUGGCGCAAGACACAUAACGAGCUCUCUAGGGACAGAAGCUGCCCUCACAAGAUUGUCUCCAAGCCCUAUGAUAAGAUCCCUCAAUCACUCAACUGGACCAUCGACCGCGAGACCCCCACUGGAACCUACUUCGUACGUGCCUACGGAACUGAUGUAAAUGGCCAGGAAGUAGCAUACGGACAGAGCUCGGACGCGGAAAAGACGACCAAUCUCUUUAGCGUUGAGGGCAUUAGUGGUCGUCACACGUCGCUCGACAUAGCAUCCAUAUGCUUCAGUGUAUUCUCCUUUGGUUCUCUGCUAGUCUUCCUUGUUAAGGAGAAGAGGAAGGCCAAGUUACAGCAGCUGAAGUGAGUUUGUUAACCUUGGGGUCUUUGUUGAGUCGAACAAGAAAGCGUUGGACGAUAUGAAUGAUCGUUGUGUUAAGAAAGAUGUUGUAUUUACUUUCUCUGUGUCGUAUAUGUUUUGGUUAUCAAGUUGUAGCCAAAUCGUAUCGUUCGAUAUAGACUUCACCAAUUA